AGUAAGCAGAGCAUGGGCAAUAUGUUCUAAUAAUAGCAUCAUUUCUUUCCAGAUCUCUUGUCGUUGCAUUCAAUAAAUAUUUAUCUACAUACUCCUCCUAAUGUCUUCGUCUUCUUCGUCGUCGUCAUCUUCAUCUUUUGUUUAUGCCAGUUUUCCGGCUUGAUAGCUUGUUCUAGUCACAGUUUUCACAGCUCAAGAGAUGAGUAUGACUCAACUAAACGUCGCGUCAUCAAAGGGCUUUAGUAAUCUGAACGAUGAACCUGAUCAUCUAUUAGUCCUUGUUCAUGGCAUCUUGGCGAGUUUUACGAUGCAGCCCAAAUGACUGGAUAUAUGUACAAGCGAAGUUGAAAAAGCGUCUGGGAAGAAAUUAUAUGAUCUAUGCAAGUUCAUGUAAUAGUUACACGAAAACUUUUGGUGGGAUUGAUGGAGCUGGGAAACGUUUAGCAGAUGAGGUACUGCAAAUUGUAAAGAUGAAUAAAAGCCUUAGAAAAAUCUCCUUUUUAGCUCAUUCUCUUGGCGGAUUGUUUACAAGAUAUGCUAUUGCUGUUCUCUAUACACCAACUGUCACGAGUAGUGAUCAGAACAUUGACAAUCUUGUCUGUCCUCCAAAAGAAAAAAGGGCAGAAGUUCCUUUGAAGCAAGGCUUGAUUGCUGGACUACAACCAAUCAAUUUUAUCACUCUGGCAACACCUCAUCUAGGAGUGAGAGGGAGGAAACAGUUUCCAUUAGUCCUGGGAGUAAACAUUCUGGAGAAAAUAGCAGCACCAGUCGCUUCCUUUGUAGUUGGUAAAACUGGUAGCCAACUGUUCCUAACUGAUGGUAAACCCAAUAAACCGCCUCUUCUCUUAAGAAUGGCAUGUGAUUGUGAAGAAGGAAAAUUUAUAUCUUCUCUUGGUGCAUUUACAAGUCGGAUGGUCUAUGCUAACGUGUCUUAUGACCAUCUGGUUGGCUGGCGCACGUCCUCUAUAAGAAGGGAGGCAGAACUUGUCAAGCCUCCUCUGCAGUCUUUAGAUGGUUACAAACAUGUAGUAGAUGUUGAGUAUUGUCCUCCAGUUUCGUCUGAGGGUCCGUAUUUUGCUCCAGAAUUAGCCAAAGCAAAGGAAGCAGCUCAAAACACUCCCACCAUACGCAACACACUUCAGUAUCAUGAAAUUAUUGAAGAGGAAAUGAUACGAGGGCUGCAACGAUUAAGAUGGAAGAAGGUUGAUGUAAACUUUCACUCGACAUUUUGGCCAUUCUUUGCUCACAACAACAUUCAUGUAAAAAGUGAGUGGUUUCAUAAUGCUGGAGCUGGAGUAGUUGCUCAUGUUGCAGAUAGCUUAAGGCGCCAAGAAAAUCAACAAGACUCCUCACUCAUUACUGCAAACUUGUGACAAUAAAGUGCAUGAAGACGGCCUAAUUGUACUGCAAAAUAAUUAUUGAAGUAAGGAUCUAUACAUUGGAUCCAGUAUUAUCACAUUAUCAAACAAGCACUAGUAUUUUCAUCACUAAACAAAGCAAAAGCUGGUUGAUCCAGAAUCGUCCUUGGGUAGGUUGGUUGACGAUAGUAACUGUAUUCGUGAACAUUGUACCCAUUGUAAUAGUUGCACGCAGGCUUAUAGUCGGACGAAGAAUAAGCUGUGGGAUAGCUCUGAAACUGGUUCUUUUCAUAGUUGUAGUACUGAUCAAAAUCUCGGUAAUCAGCAUUGUACUGAUAUGGCCACAGCUCCGCUUGCCUCCCA
This is a messenger RNA of Daucus carota subsp. sativus, 1721 nucleotides long. RefSeq lists its product as uncharacterized. The transcript is spliced from 11 exons. Bases 285 to 1373 code for a protein of 362 amino acids. Lineage: Eukaryota; Viridiplantae; Streptophyta; Magnoliopsida; Apiales; Apiaceae. The record is from RefSeq and is a predicted model, not a curated record.